CAGUCCACCAAAAACGGUCCUCUUCCUCCUCCUCCUCCUCCUCUCGUAUCGGAGACACACACGCACACAUACACACACACACACACACACUGUCCAAACCCCCAGAAAAGCCCCGCUGAAUCCUCACACCGUCUGUCAGCAUGGGGAGCGCUUGUUUUUCCCGGGACGUUUGUUUGUUUAUCCUCCUCAUAAAUACUUGCAGGGUGAUGGGGAAUGUCGGACUCGCAGAUGCAGACGAGUGUGCAGAAGGCACGGAUGACUGCCACAUUGAUGCCCUCUGCCAGAACACGCCCAAGUCCUACAACUGCAUCUGCAAACCAGGCUACAAAGGUGAUGGCAAACAGUGUGAAGACAUGGACGAGUGUGAAAAUGACUACAAUGGGGGCUGUGUACAUGAAUGCAUCAACAUACCAGGAAACUACCGCUGCACCUGUUAUGAUGGUUUCAUGCUUGCUCAUGAUGGACACAACUGUCUGGAUGUGGACGAGUGUGUGGACAACAACGGUGGAUGUCAGCAAGUGUGUGUCAACACCAUGGGGAGCUAUGAGUGUCAGUGUAGAGGGUUCUUCCUUAGUGACAACCAGCAUACCUGUAUCCACCGAUCUGAUGAUGGGAUGAACUGCAUGAACAAGGACCAUGGCUGUGCCCACAUCUGCAGAGAGGCACCAGGAAAAGGGGGGGUGUCUUGCGAGUGCCGUCCUGGAUUUGAACUGGCCAAAAAUCAAAAAGACUGUACAUUGACAUGUAACUAUGGAAAUGGCGGCUGCCAGCACACAUGUGAUGACACAGACACAGGGCCGGUGUGUGGCUGCCAUCAGAAGUACGCCCUGCACUCAGACAGCAAGACCUGCAUCGAGAAAGAUGAGGCUGCAAUUGAGAGCUCUGAGUUCAAUGCCACGUCAGUAGCUGAUGUGGACAAGCGGGUGAAACGGCGGCUACUUAUGGAGACCUGUGCUGUGAACAAUGGUGGCUGCGACAGGACAUGUAAAGACACAGCCACAGGGGUGCGCUGCAGCUGCCCCGUGGGAUUCACCCUGCAGCCAGAUGGCAAAACCUGCAAAGACAUUGAUGAGUGCCAGGAGAACAACGGUGGCUGUGAUCACUUCUGCCGUAACACAGUUGGCUCCUUUGAAUGCAGCUGCCAGAAAGGCCACAAGCUGCUCACAGAUGAACGGACAUGCCAAGACAUUGAUGAGUGCUCCUUCGAGAGAACCUGCGACCACACCUGCAUCAACUACCCCGGCAGCUUUGAGUGCUUGUGCAACAAAGGAUACAUCCUAUAUGGCCUCACUCACUGUGGAGACAUUGAUGAGUGCAGCAUCAACAAUGGGAGCUGUGAGUACGGAUGCAUUAACACCCAGGGCAGCUACGAGUGUCUGUGUCCACCUGGACAGAAACUCCACUGGAACAAGAAGGACUGCAUCGAGGCGGUGAAAUGUCUGCCGAAUGGGAAGCCCGCGCCCAGAGCCCAGCUGACUUGCACCAAGAGCGGAGGGGCAGAGGUCUGCUCCUUAUCCUGCCCCUCCAACGCCCUCUUCCUUGCAGACUCUGAGAACAGCUACACACUGAGCUGCGGUGUGCCCGUCCAGCCGGGUAAAGCUCCUCAGAAGAGGAAUGCCACUACUGCCUUACCAUCCUGUGCCGACACGCUGGCCCCACCCAUCAAACAGAAGGCCAGGUUUAAGAUUAAAGAUGCAAAGUGUCACCUGAGACCCCGUAACAAGGAGAAGCACAGAGACUCAUCGAGGCAGAAUCUCCAGGGAGGCCAGUUCCCCUGCACUGACGACUGUCAGGUAACCUUUGUCAACUUGAAGUGUGACUCAUCCAAGAAACGCAGGCGAGGACGUAAAUCUCCUUCAAAAGAGGUUUCUCACAUUACAGCAGAGUUUGAGAUGGAGAUGAAGGAGGAGGAAGCCUCAGACUCCUGCAAUGUGGACUGUGUGAGGGAGAGGAUGAAGCAGAAGCUGCAGAGCGCCAUGCGUACACUCAGAAAGUCCAUCAACAAGCAGCAGUUCUACAUCCAGUUCUCUGGGACAGAGUACGAGGUGGCCCAGAAACCAUCCAGGGUGCCAGAGGGUGCAGAGGCCUGCAGUACAGGACAAGUCCUCAGAGAUGGAAAGUGUGUGAGUUGUGGUGUGGGGACGUUCUACAGUGGGGAGCAGGAGCAGUGUGUCCAGUGUCCUCCGGGUACAUACCAGGACACAGUGGGCCAGCUGUCCUGUGAGCCGUGUCCAAGCACUGAAGGACAGGGCAUCGCAGGCGCCAAGAAUGUAUCACAGUGCGGAGGUCAGUGUCCGGCAGGUCAUUUCUCUGCUGAUGGAUUCCGUCCAUGUCAGGUGUGUCCGCUGGGCUCCUACCAGCCAGAACCAGGCCGAGUUCUCUGCUUCCCCUGUGGUGGGGGGCUCAUGACCAAGUAUGAAGGAUCAGUCUCCUUCAGGGACUGUGAGGCCAAAGUGCACUGUGCUCCCGGACAUUACUACAACUCCAGCACCCACCGCUGUAUCCGCUGCCCAGCAGGGACGUACCAGUCUGAGUUUGGGCAGAACUACUGCAUCACCUGCCCUGGGAACACCACCACUGAUUUCGACGGUGCCACAAACGUGUCCCAUUGCAAAAACCAGCUGUGUGGAGGAGAGCUUGGAGAGUACACAGGCUACAUAGAGUCUCCGAACUACCCUGGAGAUUACCCAUCUAACGUGGACUGUGUGUGGACCAUCAACCCACCACACAAGAGACGGAUCCUCAUCGUAGUACCAGAGAUCUUCCUCCCCAUUGAGGAUGAGUGUGGAGACGUGCUGGUCAUGAGGAAAAGCGCACAGCCCACCUCCAUCACUACCUACGAGACAUGUCAGACCUACGAACGGCCGAUCGCCUUCACCUCUCGCUCCCGCAAGCUCUGGAUCCAGUUUAAGUCCAAUGAGGGAAACAGCGGCAAAGGCUUCCAGGUUCCAUAUGUCACCUAUGACGAGGACUACCAGCAACUGAUAGAGGACAUAGUGCGAGACGGCAGGCUCUACGCCUCCGAGAACCACCAGGAGAUACUGAAGGACAAGAAGCUGAUAAAAGCUCUGUUCGAUGUGCUGGCCCACCCUCAGAACUACUUCAGGUACACAGCGCAGGAGUCCAAAGAGAUGUUCCCUCGCUCGUUCAUCAAGCUGCUGCGUUCCAAAGUCACCAGGUUCCUGCGGCCGUACAAAUAGACAGAACCUCGGCAUCGUCCCACACAUCCUGCAUCAUUCCAAAUCCAGCAGCCUGAAUAUAAAACCCCUUGUCUACUCUUUCCCCGGCUCUCAUGUUCUCUGACUAAAUAUCCUUGUUUCCUGUAUUGUCUUAAAUCCUUUUUGUCACAUGAUGCCUUUUCUCAUCUUCCUUCUUUAACCAGUUAUUCAUCCUUGUUUGACACCUUUUCCUCCAGUUAGCACAGCUUCUUGUAUAGGGUUUGACCGAUGUGGGUGUAUUAAUAUUUUUAUAGCGUAGCAGAACAUACCUGACAUUUUAUAUGUAUAUAGUGUACGAUUAAAUUUCACUAUUUUAUACCAAACAUAUUUAACAUGCACAAACACAGAGUUGUUUUUGUGUUUGGUAGAAUGGUUCAUUCCCCUGUAUCUUAUGUCAGUCAAGGUGCAAUAUCUUUCAGUAUUAUUGUUUCAGUGUAAAAACACACAGAACAGAAACAUCAUGUUGCAAUGCACAGUGAUAUUUGAUUUUUCAUACACUGCGGACAAACAUUUUCAUUUCACAUUAAGAAAUCCAGCACAUUUUUAAAGAAUGAAGGUGAGUGGUUGAUAGCAGCAUUUUAUAGUGUGAUGUUAUUUACUUUACAUGUACAUCAAACAUUUUUUGUGACAUAAAUUUAGAAAAAAGAAAAAACAUUGCAUUGCUGUAUAUCUAUUGCCAUUGUACUGCAGCUUUUUGUCCUUCAGCUGGAAACGUAUAAAGAUACAGCAUGUCGAACUACAAUUCCAGGAGUUUCUUUUUAGAUGACAUUCCAAGUAGCAUUUUUACUGAUCUGUAAACGCUGAUCGAGUCAUUGAAGACGUGUUAUUACAUUUUAUUCCCAGUACUAAAUCAAAGGCCAGUAUCAGCACACUAACAUAUCGGUCAAACCCUGUGUCCUCUUCCUCCUGAUGUUUUCUGAUCUGCACCUUCUCGAUCAAUCAUUGUGAGACAUCUCUUCCUCUCUCAUGUUAUUUUGCUCUGCUUUGGUGUCUGUGAUGUUGUUUUGUUUUGUAAUAUUUAUACUGAACAUGUCAGAACUUGCAGAAGCCCAUAUCAUAGACGUUUUAGAUAGAUACACAAAAGCAGAGGUGCAUGUGUGUUCACAUAUAUGUUUGUGUGGACAUAAUGGUGACAGAGUACAUGAUGUACCCUGCAUUUCUUUAUUGGCCCUGAUGUGCACGAGACAGAUGAAAAACAAUUGGUGCACUUGAAAUACAUUUGAACCUGAUUAAUAAGUAAUGUUAAAGUGGGGAAACCCAACCAUUCCACCUCAGUGGGUGCUUUAUCCUUUGGAGCACAGAGAAAGAUUUCAUGGGGUGAAUCAGAAAGUCUAUAUGAUCAUUUUUUAAUGAAAAAAAAAGAUCUAUAACAAGAUGAGAUAAACUACCUGCAAGUAACAGAUUGUUACUUUAGAGAGAAAUGUAUGUGAUGUAACUAAUAUUUGGAACUUUAAUUGCACUUGAAUUUUAUAUUGUAAACUGUAGGAAAAAAGAUCUAAGUUACGUAUUUGUUACAUUUUUUGUGUUGUUUUGAAAUGUACCACGUGUGGCGUAGAGGAGAGAAGACAGCUGUGUCUCCUAUAUUGCUCCCACUCCGUAGCUUGCAGUUACCCCAAAAUCUCUCAGUUACAAUAGCUACAAGCCCCGUUCACCCACAGAGUGAGCAAGACUUCAUGUUCAAGCUUCAGCAUCUCAAAACGUGAGACUUAAGCGCACAGAGAAAAGAUGGUUUGUCAGUGGUUUCCACUGCCAGGUCCUGCUUUGUCUUUCUAAGAUUUCUUAUAGCUGCCAGAGAGAAGAAGCACCUCCAUAAAGACUUGAUGUAUGAUGGCACCUCAUAUACAUGUUCCUUAUAAACGACAUAAAAUAUCCGUAUUCAUUCAGAUGCAAACUGUCCAUCAGAUAGGAAGUAUGGUGUGUAUACUAUGCUUUUCUUUUAUAACCCAACUAAAUGUUUCUGUGUCAUUCCCAUUGGUACUAAUGAAAUCAUUAACUGCGUACUGAAGAUGGACGCUAUAUCUGCACAAUGUGACUGGAGUUGAAAAAACGUGUGCGGUGUGACUGGAGUGUUGUUCUGGAGGUGAACGUAGUGGCAGGGACACAGGUGGGAAUGGAGGCUUCACAAACAGAAGGUCCGCUCCUGUCUGAGUGUCUGUGUGUCCAUAGCACUUGCAGCUUCAACAGUAAGCCAGUGAACUUUAUCUGUGUGUAGUGGUGUUCCCCUGAAAGACGAUAAGACAUGCAUAAGGAAAAUCCCUCAUUGGCGGUAAAGAUAGACAUUUAACUCUUUUUAAUGUAAUGAAAUGUGAAAGCUUUAAAUCUUGUGCUGGGCACGAGGAAGAUGAGGAGGUGUCAGUGCUGAGUUAGAACUUAUCACAGCCCAACUUUGGAUUUAAGGACCACACUUAGGUUCACGUUUUAGCCCAUUUACUAUUAAUCUUAUUUACUGCUGGGUGUUUUCCAAAGCAUGAGAUUUUAGAUUUACUUCUUUCUUUCUUUCUUUCUUUCUUUCACUUUAUUUGAGAUAAACAAUGAUAAAUAAUAGCUGUGUUUUAAACUGCACUCUUUGGUGGGCCCUAGGAGAUACUCACGUGUAAAAUUAAACAUGUUUGGCUGUUACGCAGAAGCCUGCAAAAAGCUAAACCUGAAAAAAGUAAGAGAAACCUAAUGUCAUCUCAUGAUUUAUUGAAUACGUUUUCAUAUAAGGAUCAUCUUUAUUAUGGUCUGGUCAUCACAAACUGUCUAUUUUGAGAGCAACUUAGCCACUGUCAGCAGAAGAGUCUUUUUUUUUUAAGGUAUUACUUUCAUUAAUCAUAUUAUUGUGCCUAUGCCAGGUAAUCCUUAAGUACCGGGCAACAGUAACAGUAGAACUUUUCAGUGACCAAACUCACAUUAUCUCACAACACUAGUAUACUGCUGCCCAUAAAGUUGGAAUAAAAUAUGUUUACUUCUUCUCAUGAAAUAAUUGUGACAAUGUGGGACUCAGUAUGUAAUCAUUACAACUGGUCACAGGUGAUUAUUGAUCUGUAUAAAUAGGAAUAAAAAGAGGAAUGUGUCUGAAAACGAAAUUAUUCCAACUUUAUGAGCAACAUUGUAAUAAGUAAUUGCUUAUUUUCUGAACUUUUUCACUUCGAUUAAACACUUAAACAUCAGCAGCCAUGUUCUGGAUGUUUUGCAUCCUUGACCAUAUUCACAACAUUAGGUCUGAAAAUGUGAAAUUUGACAACAAUAUUUAUUAUUAUAGCAUAUCAUAGCAUAUGUGCAUCAAACCAAUAGCUCAAAAGCAUGCUUUGGAAAAUGCAAGAGUAUCGUCUGUAAUAAUGGGUUGGAGCAUGUGAAACUACAUGUAUGGUCCUGCAUAGCACUGAGAUGGGAUGUAUUGGUCAUACAUAUUCCAAAAUAAUGUUAAAAAAAAACAAGAAACACCCAUGAAAUAUUGUCGAAAAAAUGCUUCUACAGGCACUGGUCGAUAAUCACCCUCUAAAACCGAAACAAAACACUUAAGAAAUGAACCCUAAUGUAAAUGCGAUCUGAUAUAAUGACCAAAAUGAAAGCAUACUGGUGUUAGGUAUCGUUCCAAGGCGUUGCCAAAACAGCUGCCACACAGACAUGUUAUGGUACAGUCUACUUCCUGACGGAGGUGACACUGUUCAAUAUGAGUGUUAUGGGAAAAAAAAAAAGAUAUGAAAUGCUCUAAAAUUUAUGAUUGACUUUUUUUCCUUGAGAAUGUAUUCUAUUGUGAAUGAGUGUGCAUUGUGUGUUUAUGGAAGAGUUUGACAAAGUGUGUGCAACAGGCAUGUGUGUAUGAGUGAGUGUGUGUUUUUGUGCUGGACGCCUGUGAUGGAAAAAAGAGACUGUGUGUGUGUGUGUGUGUGUGUGUGUGUAUGUACUUUAGUCCAUUUUGUAGAGGAAUAAUUUUAACGUUUGUGUUAGUCGGUUGUACCCAAAGAGAGAAACUGUAACGCAGUGUUGUGCCAUUGUUUGGUCCAUGAAACUCCAGUACUGAACAGAUUAAAUAAAACAGUAGCAGAAACCAGA
This is a messenger RNA of Sphaeramia orbicularis (orbiculate cardinalfish), 7256 nucleotides long. RefSeq names its product signal peptide, CUB domain, EGF-like 1 (gene scube1). Gene Ontology annotation, molecular function: calcium ion binding. The record is from RefSeq and is a predicted model, not a curated record. Gene Ontology annotation, biological process: signal transduction. Gene Ontology annotation, cellular component: cell surface. Lineage: Eukaryota; Metazoa; Chordata; Actinopteri; Kurtiformes; Apogonidae.